This is a messenger RNA of Eubalaena glacialis (North Atlantic right whale), 3449 nucleotides long. It is a transcript of the gene SF1, whose product is annotated as splicing factor 1. NCBI's taxonomy places the organism in Eukaryota, Metazoa, Chordata, Mammalia, Artiodactyla, Balaenidae. The record is from RefSeq and is a predicted model, not a curated record. Gene Ontology annotation, molecular function: zinc ion binding; mRNA binding. The transcript is spliced from 14 exons. The coding region runs from base 388 to 2664 and encodes 758 amino acids. Gene Ontology annotation, cellular component: nucleus. Gene Ontology annotation, biological process: regulation of mRNA splicing, via spliceosome.
GCGCAGUAACAAAUGAAGUGCGCGCUGCGACACCUCCCAGCUCUCCAGGCUCAGCCGCCAUUUCCUCGCCUGGCCUAACGGUCCGACCAAUCCCAGCGCGCAUCGAGAAGGGCUAAGGCUCCGCCAAUCGGAGGCCGCCGAUUUCGACCCCUUGCCUCGGCCCGGCCCAAUCCAGGCUUCGGCCCCGUCGCCCCCGGCCCACCCCCGCGGCGCCCUCUCUCCUCCCUCUUUGUGCGUCUCGCGCCGCCGCCGCCCGCCGCGUGAGAGGACGGGCUCCGCGCGCUCCGCGGCAGCACAGUCAGGUCCCCUCCCCCCAGAAGAUUCGCGAAGGAGAAACCGCCGCCGCCGUCGAAAAGGAGCCGCCGGUGCCGGUCCCUGGGGGGCGCCAUGGCGACCGGAGCGAACGCCACGCCGCUGGGUAAGCUGGGCCUCCCUGGCCCCAAAGGGGGCUUCGAGCCGGGGCCACCGCCUGCUCCCGGGCCUGGGACGGGGCUGCUGGUGUCCGGGCCGCCGCCGCCCCCGCCCGUGGGCUCGGUGGGGGCCCUGACCGCGGCCUUCCCCUUCGCGGCGCUGCCGCCGCCGCCGCCGCCACCGCCGCCGCCGCCGCCCCCCCCACCUCCCCAGCAGCCGCCGCCGCCCUCCCCGGGCUCCUCGUACCCGCCGCCGCAGCCGCCCCCUCCGCCGCCGCUCUACCAGCGCGUGUCGCCACCGCAGCCGCCGCCGCCACCCCAGCCGCCGCGUCAGGACCAGCAGCCGGGCCCGGCCGGUGGCGGAGGAGACUUUCCCAGUAAGAAGCGGAAGAGGAGCCGCUGGAACCAAGACACAAUGGAACAGAAGACGGUGAUUCCAGGAAUGCCUACAGUUAUCCCCCCUGGACUUACUCGGGAACAAGAAAGAGCUUAUAUAGUGCAACUGCAGAUAGAAGACCUGACUCGUAAACUGCGCACAGGAGACCUGGGCAUCCCCCCUAACCCUGAGGACAGGUCCCCUUCCCCUGAGCCCAUCUACAAUAGCGAGGGGAAGCGGCUUAACACUCGCGAGUUCCGCACCCGCAAAAAGCUUGAAGAGGAGCGGCAUAACCUCAUCACGGAAAUGGUUGCCCUCAACCCUGAUUUCAAGCCACCUGCAGAUUACAAACCUCCAGCAACACGUGUGAGCGAUAAAGUAAUGAUUCCACAAGAUGAGUAUCCAGAAAUCAACUUUGUGGGGCUGCUGAUUGGGCCCAGAGGGAACACCUUGAAGAACAUAGAGAAGGAGUGUAAUGCCAAGAUCAUGAUCCGGGGGAAAGGCUCUGUGAAAGAAGGGAAAGUGGGGCGCAAAGAUGGCCAGAUGCUGCCAGGAGAAGAUGAGCCGCUUCAUGCCCUGGUUACUGCCAAUACCAUGGAGAAUGUGAAGAAAGCAGUAGAACAGAUAAGAAACAUCCUGAAGCAGGGUAUCGAGACUCCUGAGGACCAGAACGAUCUACGGAAGAUGCAGCUUCGAGAGUUGGCUCGUUUGAAUGGGACUCUUAGGGAAGAUGAUAACAGGAUCUUAAGACCCUGGCAGAGCUCGGAGACCCGCAGCAUUACCAAUACCACAGUGUGUACCAAGUGUGGAGGGGCUGGCCACAUUGCUUCCGAUUGCAAAUUCCAAAGGCCUGGUGACCCCCAGUCAGCUCAGGAUAAAGCGCGGAUGGAUAAAGAAUACUUGUCCCUCAUGGCUGAACUGGGGGAGGCACCUGUGCCCGCAUCUGUGGGCUCCACCUCUGGGCCUGCCACCACACCCCUGGCCAGUGCACCUCGGCCUGCUGCUCCCGCCAACAAUCCACCUCCGCCGUCUCUCAUGUCCACUACCCAGAGCCGCCCACCCUGGAUGAAUUCUGGCCCGUCAGAGAGUCGGCCCUACCAUGGCAUGCACGGAGGUGGCCCUGGUGGGCCCGGAGGUGGCCCGCACAGCUUCCCACACCCGUUACCCAGCCUGACGGGCGGGCACGGUGGACAUCCCAUGCAGCACAACCCGAAUGGACCCCCUCCUCCUUGGAUGCAGCCGCCGCCACCACCGAUGAACCAGGGCCCCCACCCACCUGGGCACCAUGGCCCUCCUCCAAUGGAUCAGUACCUGGGAAGUACGCCUGUGGGCUCUGGGGUCUAUCGCCUGCAUCAAGGAAAAGGUAUGAUGCCGCCGCCACCUAUGGGCAUGAUGCCGCCGCCGCCGCCGCCUCCCAGUGGGCAGCCUCCACCCCCUCCCUCUGGUCCUCUUCCCCCAUGGCAGCAGCAGCAGCAGCAGCCUCCGCCACCCCCUCCGCCCAGCAGCAGUAUGGCUUCCAGUACCCCUUUGCCAUGGCAGCAAAAUACGACGACUACCACCACGAGCGCUGGCACAGGGUCCAUCCCGCCAUGGCAACAGCAGCAGGCGGCUGCCGCAGCUUCUCCAGGAGCCCCUCAGAUGCAAGGCAACCCCACUAUGGUGCCCCUGCCCCCAGGGGUCCAGCCGCCUCUGCCGCCCGGGGCCCCUCCCCCUCCGCCGCCUCCGCCGCCUGGUUCCACCGGCAUGAUGAUCCCUCCCCGCGGCGGCGAUGGCCCGAGCCAUGAGAGUGAGGACUUUCCGCGCCCAUUGGUGACCCUUCCAGGCAGACAGCCUCAGCAGCGCCCCUGGUGGACAGGAUGGUUCGGCAAAGCAGCCUGAGUUAUUUUUAUGGACGGAAUCGGAACACGCUGGCUCCAUAUUGUGAAAUUUUUUAUUAAUUUUUUCUUUUUCCUUUGUUAUUUCCUUAUCUUUUCCUUUCUUCAGACUCCGUCCAAGGAGAUGCUCUCCCCGGUCUUCUGCUGCAAUUAGAUUCCUUUCCCUUUUCUCAUUCCUCGUUCUUCUCUUUCUAAGGAGAGAGGAACAAAUGGUUUUUAGGCAAAGGCUUUUGGCCAUCAAUGUCAGGCUAGUGGGGGGUUCCUUUGGUUCUAAGAUUUUCAAGGUGCCAUAGUCACCCUGAGAUUUUUUUUUUUUUUCCUAAUUUUAAGCGUGGGGUUUUGUCUGCCUCCUUUGUAGACUAGCAGGUUGACCCCCAUGUCCAGGGUCCAUAUCCGUCGUGGCAUCCCUGCCAGUAGUUGGGGCCGCCUACGCCGCCGUGGGCUUGUCUGCCAGCCAGGAGCGCCCUUUCCAUGCCCCUGAGCACCUGAGCUGCCUCAGAUUCCAUUUGUUCCUCUCUUUCCUGGAAGGCUUCCUUUUCAAAUUUAUUUUAGUCCCAAAUGUCAGUGUUUUGCAGUGUCUAGGGGUUUGAGCCCCUUGUUUUCCGUUCUGCUUCCUUUUUUUCCUCCUUCCUUUUCAUGGAGUGAUUAUGUUGACAAUAAUGUAUAAUGCGCGUUCUCUUCACUGGUUUAUCUGCAGAAAUUUCUCUGGGCUUUUUUUUUUGUUUUUGGUGUAUGAUUCAACACUGCGUUAAAGGGGGAUGUUCCAUUGAAUAAAAGAGCAGUGUGGUU